AUGGAAAAUAUCGAAAACAAUGAAAUAAAUAAAGAUAAUAACAUUGAAAAUAAUAUAGAUGAUAAAGAUGAAAAUAGUAAUAGUGAUAAUUUAAAUAAUAAUACAGAAAAUAAUAAUACAGAAAAUGAUAGUGAUAAUUUAAAUAAUAAUAAUAAUAAUAAUAAUAAAAGAAAAUUAUCAACAUUAUAUACAGAUGAUAAAGAGAAUCCAAUUAAAAAAGUUUAUUUAAGAUAUCAUCAAGAUAAAAGUAAUUUGGUUACAGUUGAAGAUCCAAAUAAUGUUGAAGAUAGUUUUACAAUUAAUAAGAAAUUUAUUCAAGAGGAUGGAAGUAUUUUAUCAAAAAGUCAGUAUAAGAAAAAGAUUGAAGAUUUUAAUAGAAAGAAAAAGAUUGAAAAUAGAAAAGCAAAAAAACAACAAAAACGUGAAGAUACUCAUAAAAAGAAUGAAGUUGAUGGUAAUAUUACAAAAGAGUUAUUAGGCGAAACCAAUUUUUAUUAUAAAGAUUCACUCAGACAUAUUGAGCCUUAUCAAUUUACAUUUAAAGUUUUUGCAAAAGAAAGAUGGUUUGGCCAAACAGUUUUAGAUAUGUUUACAACAGAGUUUUCAACCAAUUCAAGAGAUGUUUAUUUAAGAAAGAUUAAAAGAGGUUUAAUUAAAGUCAAUGAUAAGAUGGUUUCACCAGAUUUCAAAAUCAAAUUGAACGAUAUUAUUUUACAUAGUGUUCAUAGACAUGAACCACCAGUAACUGGUGAUAAAAUUAAAAUUGUGGCAAUGGACGAUCAAGUUGUAGUUAUAGAUAAACCAUCAUCAAUUCCAGUUCAUCCAUGUGGAAGAUUCCGUCAUAACUGUGUAUUAUUUAUAUUGGCCGCAGAACAUGGCAUUAACGAAUUAUAUGGUGUCCAUCGUUUAGAUCGUUUAACUUCAGGUUUAUUAAUGUUGGCUCGUACUCCAGAUGCUGCUAAAAAGAGGGCUUCACAAAUUCAAUCUGGUGAUGUAUCAAAACAAUAUUUUGCAAAAGUGGUUGGUAAAUUCCCAAUAGGUACAGAUUUACCUGAUGGUACAGUCAUUGUUAAUCAACCAAUUGUAAUUCAAAAUAUGCGUUUAGGUAUAAACCAUGUAGGUGAAGGUGGUAAACCUUCUGUUACCCAUUUCAAAUUAUACUCUUAUGACGAAAAAUCAAAUCAAUCAAUUGUUUUAUGCUCCCCAAAAACUGGUAGAACCCAUCAAAUUAGAGUACACUUAAAAUGGUUAGGUUACCCAAUCACAAAUGAUCCAUUAUAUAAUAAUGACUUUAGAGAUUCUUUUAAAGCUUUAACAAGUGAUGGCACAAGUUAUUUAUUUGAUGAAGAAAAUGAAGAUAAAGAAAAUAAAGAAAAUAAAGAAAAUAAAAACAAUGGUGAAAUAAUUUCAAAUGUAACAAAAGAAGAAUUGGAAUUUAUAGAUGAUGCAUCAGUACCAAUUAAAUGUAAUGACUGUUCAAUAGUAUGGUCCGAUAAUAAAAAAUUUUCAUUUGGUAUUUAUUUACAUGCUUUAUCUUAUGAAUCCUCAAAUUGGUCUUAUAAAACUGAUUUGCCAGAAUGGGUUAAAGAUGUAUCAAAUUAA
Molecule: messenger RNA, 1602 nt
Organism: Dictyostelium purpureum
Lineage: Eukaryota; Evosea; Eumycetozoa; Dictyosteliales; Dictyosteliaceae
Exons: 1
Coding region: 1-1602 (533 amino acids)
Biological process (GO): pseudouridine synthesis
Molecular function (GO): pseudouridine synthase activity; RNA binding
Source: RefSeq, a predicted model, not a curated record